AAGAGAUGCGAUCCAGUAGAGAAGACCAGCACCAAAAGAGAAAAAUAAUAUGGCUUCAAAACCAGGCCCUUUCACAGAAUGGCCAUGGCACAAGCUUGGUAGCUUCAAGUACGUUAUUUUGGCACCGUUUGUGGGAUGUAGCUUCUAUACGUAUUGCAUAGGAAAAGGAGAGAAGGAUUUGCAGAACAUGAUGAGUAUCCCAUUACUGCUGGUGUGGAGGUGGCUUCACAACCAGAUAUGGAUUAGUUUGGCUCGCUUCCAAACGGCCAGGAGCAAGCACAGGAUACUCCACAGGAGUAUUGAAUUUGAUCAGGUGGACAGAGAAAGCAACUGGGAUGAUCAGAUACUCUUGAGUGGCAUUGUUCUGUACUUGUCUAAGAUGGUCGUCCCUGGAGCUACAAACUUGUCUUUAUGGAGAACUGACGGUGUGGUUUUCAUAAUACUCCUUCACGGGGGUCCGGUGGAGUUCCUGUAUUACUGGGCACACAGAGCAUUGCACCAUCAUUUUCUGUACUCUCGCUACCACUCCCACCACCAUUCCUCUGUCGUCACCGAGCCUAUCACAGCUGUGAUUCAUCCGUUUGCAGAAAUGGUUUUGUACUUCAUGCUCUUCACAAUCCCUCAAUUGACGGCGGUACUUAUGGGGACGGCUUCGAUCUCAGCCAUCUUUGGGUAUUUCACGUACAUUGAUUUCAUGAACAACAUGGGCCAUUGCAACUUCGAGCUGGUCCCCAAGUUACUCUUCUCGAUGUGUCCACCUCUCAAGUACCUCAUGUACACGCCCUCGUAUCAUUCGCUUCACCACACGCAAUUCCGGACCAACUACUGCCUCUUCAUGCCUUUCUAUGACUAUAUAUAUGGCACCAUGGACAAAUCGUCAGAUGCACUCUAUGAAGCUUCACUCAAAGGAACGAAGGAGGCUCCACAUGUGGUCCAUCUCACCCAUCCAACUACCCUCUACUCCAUUUACCAUCUACGGCUAGGAAUUGCUUCGCUGGCUUCUAAACCAUAUGCUUUCCAACUGUACUAUUCAUGGAUGCUGUGGCCCAUUUCAUCGGGGUUCAUGUUGCUGACGUGGAUAUUUGGUUCCACCUUUACGGUUGAAAGGAACAGGUUGCAUAAGCUAACAAUGCAAACAUGGGCAAUUCCAAGAUACAGUUUCCAAUAUUUAUUAUCAUGUCAAAGAGAUAUAAUCAAUAGCUUGAUUGAGAAGGCCAUACUAGAGGCGGAAGAGGCAGGGGUUAAAGUUAUCAGCUUAGGUCUUCUAAAUCAGGGGGAGGAGUUGAACGGAUAUGGGGAACUUUAUCUCACAAAGCACCCAAAACUCAAUAUUAGAAUUGUGGAUGGAACUUCGUUGGCAGUUGCUAUCGUGCUUUAUAGCAUUCCCAAAGGAACAGAACGGGUCCUGCUGAGAGGAAUCGUUUCCAAGACAGGCUAUGCAAUUGCACUAACCUUAUGCCAAAGGGGUGUCAAGAUAAUUACCGUCUGUAGUGAUGAAUAUGAGAAGCUGAAAUUAUGCCUGCCAGCAAAGAAUAGGUGUUGCUUGCUCCACACCAACGUUUAUAAUACAGCUGAGGCAUGGUUAGUAGGAGAUGGAUUGAAAGAUCAAGAACAAAGAAUGGCUCCCAGAGGCACUCAUUUCAUUCCCUUCUCCCAAUUUCCUCCUAAGAGACUGCGAAGGGACUGUGUUUACCACACCAAUCCUGCAAUGGUCAUUCCUCCGGCUCUCGAGAACAUGCAUGCUUGUGAGAACUGGCUGCCGAGGCGGGUGAUGAGUGCGUCCCGCGUGGCUGGAAUAGUGCAUGCAUUGGAAGGAUGGGACACACACGAGUGCGGCCAUGAAAUUCUCGAUGUUGAAAAGGUAUGGGAUGCGGCUCUUCGGCACGGAUUCCUUCCAUUGGUGCAUAAGUGAUUUAGAUGUCUCUGAAAGAUGGGAAAAGGCCUCUUAGAUACUUAAUUAUCUCUAAGUACUUAUGCUACGUUUAAACAUGAGAAUAUCAUAGACCUAUACUAUCAUAUGUUAUGUGUGUUUUAUUGUUUCUUUGCUUCAACAAACUGUCGCAAGUCUGCUUGCGUCCUUAGCUUGUGGUUUGAAAACUUUGCAGUAUUAAGGCCAGUUUAUCAUA
Molecule: messenger RNA, 2126 nt
Organism: Magnolia sinica
Lineage: Eukaryota; Viridiplantae; Streptophyta; Magnoliopsida; Magnoliales; Magnoliaceae
Product: very-long-chain aldehyde decarbonylase GL1-4-like
Exons: 10
Coding region: 50-1912 (620 amino acids)
Biological process (GO): lipid biosynthetic process
Molecular function (GO): iron ion binding; oxidoreductase activity
Source: RefSeq, a predicted model, not a curated record